Molecule: messenger RNA, 1503 nt
Organism: Oldenlandia corymbosa var. corymbosa
Lineage: Eukaryota; Viridiplantae; Streptophyta; Magnoliopsida; Gentianales; Rubiaceae
Source: the annotation of a GenBank genome assembly
AUGGAGAAGGAGGAGAAGAAGAAGAAGAGGAGGAAGCUUCGCCACUGCUCUCAUCAAAGCAGUAAGUCUGGUUGUUCCAUAGACAAAUUGCCAGAUGAUGUUAUUUCAUCCAUUCUGUCCAAUGUCACAAUUAAGGAAGCCGUUCGGACAAGUGUCCUUUCUCGCAGAUGGCGUCACUUAUGGCGACGGGCAUCUUCCGAUUUUAUUUUUGAUCUCACAAACUCCAAACAAGGAAUAGUAAACGAUAAAAAUGUGAUGAGGGCAAUGAAGAAGUGCAUGAAAUCUCAAUCGCGUCAAACGUCGUAUUUGGAUAAGUUCAUCAUUCGGUUCAACUUCAACAAUCCUCGCUAUGGUCAUAAAUGGCCGGAUUAUAAUGUCAACGAUGUCCUCAUCCGCGAUUGGAUUCGUUUCGCCAUUCAAAAGAAAGUCCGAGUUCUUCAAUUGGCCGCCAUUUAUAAGAAUCACCAACCAGAUUAUGGGUCAAAUUUUGAUCAACGGUUCCUUGACCUAAUUAACGAAAAAUUCACAAUCCCGCGGGAGAUCGCAGUUGAGGCGGCCACUAGCGGCUGCUGUUUCGGUUCGUUAACAUCCUUGAAGCUGGAUAAUUGUAAACUAGAAGAUGAGGUGAUGGAUUAUUUCUUAUCCAAUUCUCCAAGUCUACAAAAUUUAUCCUUAAUUCGUGUUGGAGGCAUUAAGAAUCUCAACAUUGUUCAUAAUCCGCGUCUCGAGUUUUUGAGCCUACGCGAUUGUAAGGAUAGGGAGAUGGAAAAGAUGAAGAUAUCUGCUGAAAACCUUGCAUCUUUCGAGUACUUUUCCUAUCGGGGAAAUAUGUCACACAUUUGUUUUGAGAAUGCGCCUCGACUCAAAACCCUAAUCAUGGGGGACACAGCUUAUUUGAGGUCUUUCACCUAUGAAACUCGCUUGCAUCGAGUAUACUCGAAACAACUCGAAAACAUCGUAAUGCAUUUGUCUCCAGAAGAGGACUUUUAUUUCACUUUGUACCAUAGUAGACGCCCAAAUUUUCCCAGUUUAAGAAGUCUCAAACAGCUAGAAAUGUUUAUCACUACUUCCCCGGGCGCAAGUUUUCUAUACUAUGUCGCAUGCGUUGGGGAGUGUCGUUUCUUGUCCAACUUGUCUGUUCAGUUUCUUUACGAGGACUCGCCAUUUUGGACAGGGCUACACAUGUGCACAUAUACUUGCAGAACUAGAAAACAAAUAAAAAAACUGGAAAAACGAGCUAGUCAACUAAGUCUUAACCAUUUAAAAGUGGUGAGACUGACGGAUUUCAAUGGAGAUAGAGAGCAAGUUGAAUUUGCAGAGAAAUUGGUUCAAAUGUGCAAAUCACUGGAGAAAUUAAUCAUCAAACCCAAAAGAGCAGAUAACAGUGUUACUGGUACUGAUCAUGGUGAUGAACAAAAUGCGAGAAUAAUAGUAUUAAAUGAUGCUACGAAGCAAAUGAUCGCAGCUAAUCUAGGAGCAAAUGUCGGAUUGGUGAUAGAAUAG